AUGGGGGCAGAGCAGGGGAGGGAGUGGCCAUGGGGGGGAGCAGCCCCCGGGGCCCCAGGAGGGAGAGGGAGGAAGGGCCAGCCCGGAGCCGAGGAGGCCUGGAUUCCAGGUCCUGGGCCUGGUGACAGACACCCGGCCUCCCACAGCACAGGGGUGGAUCUGGGGGAGCUCCUGACGGAGAACUGCCUCUCCCAGGGAAAGCCGGGCUCCCCACAGAACUUGGGGCCCUGGAAGAAGGGCCUGGAGGAGACGGACCCAGCCCGCCUCGGGGGUGAACGCCGGGAGCCGGAGAGCUACCUCCUCCCGAGGGUCAUUGUCCGGGGAGCCCAGAGAGGCUGGGGACGGUCCAAGGGCUCGCGAGCCCUUGCUCACGAGUGGGCCCACAGUAGGGAAGUGGGGGCUCCCCCACCCCACCCCGAGGUGGGAUGUGCCUGGGAGCCGGGAAGGACGGCCCAGCCCCAGGUUCAAGGCUUCACCGCCGCUGGGGCCUUUUGGCUACGGCGACUUCCCACAAAAGGAAAGAGGUCUUUGCUACCCGAGUUCCCUGGCUCAGGAAGCAGCCCCAGCGCCCAGUCCCGGCACGGAGCUCCCAGCCCCCAGGCUCCCAGCCCCCAGGCACGGAGCAGAUGGAGACACCCCGAGGGCUCCGGGGCCGGGAAAACACCGGGAGCCGGGGACCACCCAGGCUGGGCCUUGAAGGAAAGGGCUUCCCAAAGGGCGGCCAGCUUCCCUCCCUCCUCUGUCCAGGGCCCGAGGCUUCCUGAAAGGGGGGACACCAGUGGGGGCUCUGGGUUCUCGGGGGCCCAGCCCCCCCCCCCCACAGUGGGCAAGCGCCUGGGACAAGAACAGGCUCCCAGCAGGGCUACCGUGGAGAGGAGUCGUAAGGCCUCUGCCAAGGCCUUGGACCCGUUACUGCCCUUGCCACCCCAAACCCGGCGGGCAGGGCGGUCCCCUCCUACGACGGGGUCCCCGCCGAAAAGGCCUGGGAGAGAAAAGCACACGGGACUCGGCCAGCAGGGAACACCGGAAAACAUGCACGGCGAAAGCACAUGGAACCGCGGCACCCAAGGUUGCACCGAGCCGCCUGGGCGACAAGCAGACCGGCCCGCCAACAACUCGCAUCAGCACCAUGGAAGAAAGGGCUACAAGGGCCAGGCCGACUUGGUUUCCCCAACCCGUCCCAUCACCUCCCAAGGCCAGCUGCUGACCCUGGGCAUCCCCAUCCCUGGGGGCUGGGGCCUGACAUGGAAGCGAUGGGGACCUGAGGGGAAAGCACCGAAGUGGGGAGCCCGGCCCCCUGCGGACUCUAGCUGUGCUGUCCAACAGGCCACGCCCCCCACCCUCCAGGCCACGCCUCCUCAGGGCCAGGCUGGACGCCACAAAGGAGGCUUUGCCCUGGGACGUCGCCCUCCCCGAGGGCCAGGCGGGCACCCGAGUCUCCCCAACGGCACCCACCCGGUUACCAAGUUCUACCCACCUCCCUCACUGGCAUCAGCAUCUCCUACUCCCAGGACCAUCCCCCAAGGCCUCGAUGGCCCCGGGGCCUCCUCCCCCCAGGGCUUCCAUCCCCCUGGGCCCUUCCGGAGAAGGGGUUGGCCGGCCCAGAAGCAGACCCGGCACCUGGACUUUUCUGGGGUCCAAAUUUCCCACGCCCUGGCCCGCCUGCCUGGGGCCACCCCAAAGACAGGCGAAGGGAAACCUAGCCCCGCCCCCAUGGGCCUCCCAGGCCCCAGCCACACCCCCUUGCGGGAAACCCUUUCUCUCCCCCGCAUUGGAGGGCCAAGGCUUUAUUCAAAAGCCCGGGUUCCCCGGCCCAUGGGGAAGCCCCAGCAGCAGUUUGGGGACCCGGGGAUCCGGGCCCCCGGCCCGGCUUUCCCGGCCAUCGCGCCGGGCCGGGUUGUCGCCGGGCGGGCGGGGCGGCCGUGGGACGUGCAGUCGAUCGGAGGAAGCUCUGUCAGAAGGCGGGAGGCGCCGAGCAGCCCCGACCCCCGGGCUCGGCCGAGGGGUGCCUGGAAGGCUGACUCUGGUCCGCGGGGCCGCGAGCUCGGGGACCAGGCCGGGGCUGGAGAGCAAGCUCAGGCGGAGGCGGCCCCGACGGGGCGGGCGGAGGCAGCGGGCACCCGGCAGCGCUGGGGGCAGCAGCAGCGGCGGCGGCGGCGGCGGAGCCGGGGACUGCGCCCCGGGCGCAUCGCGGGCGGCUCGGGGCCGCGCUCGGGUUCACGCUCGGAGGUGGGACCGGGGCGGCGGCGGGAGGGCGGACGGGGCCCUGGGACGGGGCGGGCCAGCCCGCGGGCUGCGGGAUCGCGCGUCCGGCUGGGCCCGCUCAGCUCCCGGGUUCCGGCUCCCCGACUCUCCUGGCCCGACUCGGAGCCUUCGAUCCGGCCAGACUCGACACUCCCGGCCUGGUUCAGCGCUCCCGGUCCGCAGCCAUUCGGUGCCUGCCAGGAAAGUUCCCGCUGCUGCCGCCGCGGCCGCCGCCGUGUCCCUGCUCUUGGCAAGUUCCUGCAGGAGGAGGGGGAGGAGGCAGGGGCGGGGAGGGGCGGGGCCCGGGUGGGCGGGGUCUCGGAGAGGCGGGGCCGGCAGCUCCGGGUGGGGGGGCGCUGGAGGCCGAGCGGCCCCGGCCGUGCGUGCGCACGUACGGCCUUCCUGCGUGGGGGCCUCCGGUCCGGCCGGCCGCGCGUGGGCCACCGCCCCGCCGCCCCCUCCUCCCGGGCUCGCGCCUCGGCUCCUCGGCUGCAGCGGCCGCGGCGGGGGGCGUCGCGGGCUUCGGGGCUCCAGGAUCCUCGGCUCCGCUCGGCUCCGCUCGGCUCCGCGCCCCGUGACGUCACGGCCGGUUGGGCUGGCCCCCCCACCAAGCCCUUCCAUCCGAGGGUUUUAUUUGGCUUCUGCGAAUUCCCCAGUGUCUGCACUCCUGUGCUCGAGAACAUUCAGCGGCUCCUUGGAAUGAAAGCCAGCAGCUUCUCCGGCACUAGUGGUGAAGCCCUUUCCCUUUUGCCCUGGAAGGUUAGCCCAGCCGUGGCUCCCUGUGGUGCACAUUCCGCCCCUCACCUCCACGCCUCGGAAGGCCCCUCCGUCCUUGCCCCAAAUGGCCGAACCUCGAUUCCCCCAAGCCGGAGCUUCCCCGAGAGCUCAGCAGCUCCUUGCCGAGGCUCUCCCUGA
Messenger RNA from Sarcophilus harrisii (Tasmanian devil), 3159 nucleotides. Its product is annotated as collagen alpha-1(I) chain-like. The transcript is spliced from 8 exons. The coding region runs from base 1 to 3159 and encodes 1052 amino acids. The record is from RefSeq and is a predicted model, not a curated record. NCBI's taxonomy places the organism in Eukaryota, Metazoa, Chordata, Mammalia, Dasyuromorphia, Dasyuridae.